Sitophilus oryzae (rice weevil) is the source of this 5748-nucleotide messenger RNA. RefSeq lists its product as uncharacterized. The coding region runs from base 1241 to 4993 and encodes 1250 amino acids. The transcript has 6 exons. Gene Ontology annotation, molecular function: nucleic acid binding; nucleotide binding. NCBI's taxonomy places the organism in Eukaryota, Metazoa, Arthropoda, Insecta, Coleoptera, Curculionidae. The record is from RefSeq and is a predicted model, not a curated record.
CAAACAGAUAAACCACAAAACAGACAACAAACACACUACCAAAACUGACUGUCUAAAUUUAAUUCAUCAUGGAUACAUGAACAGUAACUAGAGUAAAAUUAAAAAAAUUGACAAACUAUACAAACAAACAGAUAAACCACAAAACAGACAACAAACACACUACCAAAACUGACUGUCUAAAUUUAAUUCACCAUGGAUACAUGAACAGUAACUAGAGUAAAAUUAAAAAAUAGACAAACUACACCGCUAACAAACAGAUAAACCACAAAACAGACAACAAACACACUACCAAAACUGACUGUCUAAAUUUAAUUCAUCAUGGAUACAUGAACAGUAACUAGAGUAAAAUUAAAAAAUAGACAAACUAUACAAACAAACAGAUAAACCACAAAACAGACAACAAACACACUACCAAAACUGACUGUCUAAAUUUAAUUCAUCAUGGAUACAUGAACAGUAACUAGAGUAAAAUUAAAAAAUAGACAAACUACACCGCUAACAAACAGAUAAACCACAAAACAGACAACAAACACACUACCAAAACUGACUGUCUAAAUUUAAUUCAUCAUGGAUACAUGAACAGUAACUAGAGUAAAAUUAAAAAAUAGACAAACUACACCGCUAACAAACAGAUAAACCACAAAACAGACAACAAACACACUACCAAAACUGACUGUCUAAAUUUAAUUCAUCAUGGAUACAUGAACAGUAACUAGAGUAAAAUUAAAAAAAUAGACAAACUACACCAACAAACACAAAAUCACAAAACCAACUAACUGCCCAAUAUAAUAUACAAUUUCCAAAUUUCUUUCAUGAUUAGGUCAUAGAUACAACAUAAUAAUAUUUUAAUAAUAUAAGUUAAAACAUAGAAUUCUUUUGUAGAACUGAAAUAUCAACAUAUUCAAUUGUACAUCUUGUGUUAAAUCUUUUAAUCGUAAAGAUAAUCUAUUACGCCAUAUGAGGACUGCCUGUAGCAAGUCAAGUUUUUUCAACCGAUGGCUUGGAAAGUCUGCUGAAAAAAGGAGAGAUUUUUGUAAAAAAAUCGGGAAUCGCAUGACAAAAGAUCGAUUUUCUGCAGAAUCGAUUUAAAUUGAACAUCCUUAGUCACGAACCAACUAUAAAAGAACCUGCUUUUACCGCCAGACUGCAACAAUAUUUCUCACUACGAUUGAGCUUGCAAGGUGUUUGUGUGGUUUCGUGUUUUAAUAAUUCUCGACUGUUUACAGAAUUAAAUCGAAACAUGUUCACAUGUUCAUCUUGUCAAAAAGCGUUCAGUCGUAAAGAUAAUUUAACUCGUCACUUAAAGAAUGCGUGCAAAAAGUCUUCUUUUCUAAACCGUUUUUUGGGGAGGUCAGCAGCUGAAGAAAAAAAAAAAUAUUGUUCAGAAUGUAAAGAACAUAUUUUACAAAAUUUGUGGGUUGGUCAUCUGCGUUCAAACAGUCACAAAAACAACUGUAAAACGUUGGAGGAAAAAGGAAUUCAAGUAAUAAAAUCAGCUUUCAAGGAAAGGAUAAUAUCCUACAGAUUAUCUACCGAAGAAAAUAUUUUAAAUGUUAAAAACUAUUUUAAAAUAUUGGAACAAAAGAUUCUACGGGUGUUUGACAAUCAACUGAAAAAACAUACUUGUAUUAAAAUCAAUAUAGAACUUUUUGGAUAUUACUAUAACCCCAGUAGCGAUAAUCAUGAUGUCAAAUCGUUCAACACUCCAUUUAAAGUAAUUUGUAACAGCAGUGCAACAAAGGAUUUGAUAGAAGAUUUUUUAACAAUUAUUGACAACAAGGCUGAUGAAUUCGCAGAAAGGGACUCUGGAUGGAUUUUACUAAAUCUUCUUUUUUUGGAAAUUAACAUCAACAAAUUCAACCCUUUGAGAGCAUCAUCAUUUAUUGAACUUCCUCCUGUAAUAGUACGACGUCAAGCUGUCGUCAACAUAAGAAAUAACGAUGACUACUGCUUCGCAUGGUCCGUAGUUGCAGCCCUUCAUCCUCCAACAGGUGUUGAUUUUCAAACAUCAUCAUACCCACACUAUUCAACAGUUUUGAACACUACAGGUAUUGAUUUUCCAAUAUCAUUAAAAGACAUUAAAAAUUUUGAAAAUCAAAACAAUAUUUCUAUCAAUGUGUACGGUUUAGAAAAAUAUUAUAAUAAAAUUUCUAAUAAUGAAGAAUAUGAAAUAAUUGGUCCUCUACAUUUUUCUAGUGAUAGAAAAAAUAUUCAUGUUAAUUUGUUACUAAUAAAUGAUGAUGAUGGAAAUUUUCAUUAUUGCUACAUUUCCGAUCUUUCUAAAUUAAUUUCUAAACAACUUAGUAAACACAAUGGAAGAAAAUAUUUGUGUGAAGGAUGUCUUCAAUACUUUGAUACAGAACAAAAAUUACAGUAUCAUAAUAGUUAUGAUUGUGAUCAUGUUAGAAUUAAUUUACCUUCUAAAGAAUUAUUUAAAGACAAAUAUGGAAAUGUAGCAUAUGAAAACACAUUAAAAUAUAUAAAUUAUCAAAAGCAAAUGAAAGUUCCUUUUAUAGUAUAUGCAGAUUUUGAAUGUAUUUUAAAACCUUUGAAUGAGAAUUAUGAUGUAGAAAAUCCAAAUAAUUCAUAUACAUUAAAAAAAUUUGAACAUAUUCCAUACUCUUUUGCGUAUUACAUCAAAUGUUCAUUUGAUGAUGAAUAUUCUAAGUUUGAAAAAUAUAGAGGUUUGAAUAGCGAACAAGUUUUUAUAAAUUAUCUAGAACGAGAUGUAUUAAAUUUAUAUCACACUUUUCUAAAAAAUCCUAAAAAGAUGAAUACUUUAUCCGAAUUAGAACAAACUACACAUAAUAAUUCCACAAACUGUCAUAUUUGUGAAAAACCGCUUUUAGGGGAUAAAGUUGCCGAUCAUUGUCACAUUACAGGCAACUAUAGAGGGCCGGCUCACUCUUUAUGUAAUAUAAAUUUUAAAAUUCCUAAUUUUAUUCCAGUUAUAAUGCACAACUUACGUAAUUACGACAGCCACCUAUUUAUAAAGACUAUGUGUUCAAAUAAAGAACAACUAUCAGUAAUUGCCCAAAAUAAAGAGAAAUAUAUUUCUUUUGAAAAACACAUUCUCGUAGAUAAUUAUUUUGAUCAACAUACAAAAAAUUUAAAAAAAAGAAAUUUAUCAUUGAGAUUUAUCGACUCCUUUCAAUUCUUAUCAUUUUCUUUAUCUAAUUUAGCAGAUACUUUAAAAGAUGAGCAAUGUAAAGAAAUAAAAAAGAUUUUCGAAGAUGAGGAACAAUUUAAACUUAUUCGUCAAAAAGGUGUAUUUCCAUAUAGUUAUAUUGACAGUUUUGAAAAAUUAGAGGAAACUGCUUUACCUAAAAAAGAUCAGUUUUUUAAUAGUUUAACAGAUGAACAUAUUACUGAUGAGGAAUACCAAAGAGCUCUUAAAGUUUGGGAUCUUUUCGAAUGUGAAAGUAUAGGAAAUUAUUCAGACAUAUAUUUGCUAUCAGAUACUUUACUUUUAGCUGAUAUUUUCGAAAAUUUUCGAAAAACAUGUUUGUCAACAUAUAAACUAGAUCCUGCACACUUCUACACAUUUCCCGGCUUAUCAUGGGAAGCGUGUUUACGCUAUACAGGCAUCGAACUGGAAUUAUUAACAGAUCCGGAUAUGUUGCAUUUUUUCAAAAAUAGCGUUCGUGGUGGGGUAAGUUCAUGCAUAACACGGAAAUCAGAGGCAAACAAUCCUUUUCUAUCAAAUUUUGAUGCAACAAAACCUAAUAAAUAUAUAAUGUACUAUGAUGCAACAAAUUUAUAUGGUUUUGCUAUGUCCCAAUAUCUGCCAACAGGUGAUUUUGUAUGGCUAACCGAAAAAGAAAUAAAAAAUCUAGAUAUUUUUUCAAUUUCUAAUACAUCUAGCAAAGGAUAUGUUCUAGAGGUUGAUCUGGAAUAUCCUGAAAGUCUCCACGACACUCAUAAUGAUUUUCCUUUUUGCCCUGAAAAUUAUAAACCACCUAAUUCAAAAUCUACAAAAUUAAUACCAAAUUUAAACAAUAAGUCAAAAUAUGUAAUUCAUUACCAAUUAUUAAAACAAUGUCUACAAAAUGGACUUAAGAUUUCUAAAAUUCAUAGAGUUAUACAAUUUUCACAAUCUGCUUGGUUAAAAAAAUUUAUAGACUUAAAUACCACACUACGAAAUCAAUCGAAAAAUGAAUUUGAUCGCCACACAUACAAAUUAGCAAAUAAUAGUAUAUAUGGAAAAACAAUGGAAAAUGUGGAUAGGAGAGUCGAUGUAAGACUUGUUACCGAAUGGGAAAAAAAUAAAAGAAAAGAUGGAGCUGAAAAUUUAAUAGCAAAGCCAUAUUUCAAGGACUUAACAAUUUUCUCAGAAAACUUAGUCGCUAUUCAAAUGAAAAAAAUACUAGUUACUUAUAAUAAACCAAUAUACGUUGGAUUUUGUAUUUUAGACAUAUCAAAAACUGUCAUGUACGAUUUUUUUUAUAAUUUUUUAAAACCUUUGUAUAAAGAUAACGUAUCUCUUUUGUAUACUGAUACAGAUUCUUUUAUUCUGGAAGUGACAACAGAAAAUGUUUACCAUGAUAUGCAUAGAAAUAUUCAUAAAUUUGACACUUCCAAUUAUUUGCCAAAUAAUAUUCAUAAUAUGCCUAUAACAGAAUCAGUGGUUGGUAAAUUUAAGGAUGAAUAUGCUGCUGAACCCAUUGUAGCUUUCUAUGGUACCGGAGCAAAAGCUUACUGUGUAAAAACCGAAAAUGGUUUAUUAAAGAAAGCUAAAGGUAUAAGAAAAUAUGCUAUUAAAAAUCAGUUGCAUUUUAUCCACUAUAAAGAUGUAGUAGAAAAUAAUUCUAAAAUUUUUUGCUCCAUGUAUGUUUUUCGUUCUAGACUACAUUCAAUUUUUACUGAAUUAAUACAUAAAAUUGCUUUGAAUUCUGAAGAUAAUAAAAGAUAUCAAAUUGCUUGGGGUCAUCAUGAUAUUUCAUUUUACCAGUGGAAUGAUGAUCAUCCAGACCUCAGCAUAUUUUUUAAAUAAUAUUUAAUUUAAUAUUAUUUCUUUAAUUUAAACAUUUAAACAUUUAAUAUGAUUCACUCUGAUUGUAUUUAGAUCCAUUUAAAAAAAAAUAUUUACCUGUAAACAGUUGAAAACAAAGUCAAACACAAAAGCACAAAUCUGGUCACACGAACACCUUACACGUUUGAAAUAUCGUAUAUAUUUAUUAAUAUUAAUUUAUUAUUCCUUUAGAACUUAUCAUAAUGUAUACAUAUUAGUUAUAGAGUUAGAGGAACAAUUAUAUUUUAUGUAUUUUAGUUUUAUAUGUUAAAUGGAAUUUAGAAUGUAGUGACUAAUUUAAUUAUUUUAUAUGUUAGAUUAAUUCUGAUUUUAGUUGUUGUAAUUUUAAUUAAUAAUAUACUUUUAUAUGAGUUAAUGCAUUUUUAAUGAAAAAUAUACCUACUUAAAGAAUACGCCUUUGACAAUAUUUCAUUCCUUAUUAACAUUUCUUAAGAUGUGUUUGGAAAGUUUUGAUAAAGAUAUUGAUGAUGUUACUUAUAAAACCUACGAAAAUCGACUUUCUACUUUUAAAAACUGGAAUGGAAAAUUGGAACCUGAGGUAUUAGCAGGAGCAGGCUUUUAUUAUAUUUCAUAUAGUGAUGUAUGCAAAUGUUACUAUUGUGGAACUGAAAUUUAUGAAUGGUUCUAUGAUGACUGUCCUGUCGAAGAGCAUCACAAAAUUUCUCCAUUAUGUAAUUUAAACGAAUGUUUAUGGUUAAGCCAAUACAAAAAAAUAA